This is a messenger RNA of Peronospora belbahrii, 1062 nucleotides long. The record is from the annotation of a GenBank genome assembly. NCBI's taxonomy places the organism in Eukaryota, Oomycota, Peronosporomycetes, Peronosporales, Peronosporaceae.
AUGUUCUUUCGAUCACUUUAUGGCUCACGUAUGCCCCAAACACUUUAUCCUCGUAUCGAUCCACAAGCGUCUAGUUAUUGGGAAGAAGACACUAGUAGUUCUUUGGAAAUUGCACGUACAAUAGAAGAAGCUGAUGCAUUAUAUACGGAGCCUGUGGAGCAAGAUAAGAAGAAGAAUACGAUGCUAGCAGCAGCUGCUUUGAUUGGAGACGAGUAUGCCAAUUGUCGUCAUUCUGUCCCGAUGUUAUCGUCUCAAUUGGCAGCUCUACUAGGACCUGACGGUCUAGCGUUGGAAAAUGUAAAGAGUUUAAAGGUAGACGACAUGGAUGUGUCGCCAAUUAAUGCGCAGCUAUCACCUACUGGACUCAUUUCAAUCGCUGCGGCUGACAUUGACGAAGCGGCCACGAAUAAUUCACAUCAUAUGCCGCCUGUUAAUGGAGAACUGGACUUGGCAUUUAUUCACUCGCUACGUAGAGCAUCUAAUGUGUCCAAGACGGAAGGGAACGUUUGUAACCCGUCACAUGUGGUAAACGCAGCACUGACCCAAUUGCUUGGGUCUGCACCUGCAUCGAAUGGGUCAAUUUCUGAUGAUUCGAUAACAGAUGCUGAAAAUGUGGAAAGUAGGAGCAAGUUUUUCUCACUCGUUCGUCGCCAUUUACAAAUGCUAAAAUCGACUUCAUCCUCGUUGGUUACACCAAAGAUUGGCAAUGCCGCAGAUGAGGAUCGAAGCAAGCUGCGCUUUUUAUCGUUGCUUCGUCGCAUCAACGAACUUCGCUCUCAGCAAGUCGAUAAUGGAAGCUGGGAUGGUGUUCCGUACCCGCAGAUUAUUGCCCUUCCAACGUUCAACUACCAGAUUCGUGAUCAACUUGGUGCCGAAAAAAAAUCAGAAAAAGAUAGCGAGGUGUGCAACACGGUUUGUGCAGUAUGCUGUGAUGAGUUUGAAUUGGGAGAAGAAGUGCGCGCUUUACCGUGUUUGCACUUUUAUCACCGCGAAUGCAUUGACCAAUGGCUCAUGUGCCACCGCCAGUGCCCGAUCUGCAAGCAUGUCGUUGCCGUUUAUUGA